UAAAAUUCCAGACAAAGAAAAUCUGUUCCUUAUCUUUAGAGAUAAAUUAAAAGAGAGAUUGUUUCGAUACGGAGGGAGUAAUAAUUGCAAAACAAUAUCUACUCAUAAUAAUGAUAGGCAGCCGUUGAUCCUUAUCCAGAUUUUUGGGCCACUCCCCUUCAAUUGCGCUGCCUGUGUUUUCGUUAUCAAGCGAGAAAGAAACGUCAGAAAUCCCAGCGUAAGAAACAUUAUGGGACAGAUAUUCUAAACAUAUUCAUUGGCAUGUGUGUCUAUAUAUACACACAAAAGAGAUGGAGAUUGAAGAAGUGCAUAUUGUGAGAUAUAUAUGUAUAAUAUAUCUUCGAAGGAGAUGAAGGUAGGAAGAAUGGUGCAUUUAUGGAUGUUGCAAGUGAUAGUUUUGAAUCUGAUAAUCCUUGAAGCUUCCGAAGCAGUGGAUCCCACUCAAGGAUUCAUCCCUGUUGCUGUGGACAGCUCUAAUUUUCAGGUGCAAAAGCCCUACAAUGUCCCUGUUAACCAGCGAUAUAGCUUCUCCAAUGGAGUUCACAGGUUCCGGGUCUACUCCACAGACAAGCCUUUCAAAUCCGGCAGCGGCACUCUACCUCGGACGGAGAUCCGAAUAACAGGACAUGAUUACACAUCCGGGGUGUGGCAAUUUGAAGGGCAUGGUUACGUACCAAGUGGAACAACUGGGGUAUGCAUUAUGCAAGUGUUUGGAGGAAGCCCUACCGCCACAACCCUUCAGCUUAGGGUUUAUGAUGGUUCUCUCACAUCUUACAGAUCCCCUGUCCUGCUUCGAAACAUGUACAACAGAUGGUUCAGACUCAACGUCAUCCAUGACGCGGCUGCCUCCAAUGUUAAGGUUUAUAUCGACGGAGUUCUCAAAUACAAUGGAGCUGGUCGGGGACGGGCCAAUCACUACUUCAAGUUUGGGGUUUAUACACAGAAUGAUCCUUCCCAUUACAUGGAAUCUCGUUGGAAGAAUAUAAAACUUUUCAGAAAGUAGAGUUCUCUUUUGGAAUGCCUUGUCCUGAUCAUGAUAAGAAUAAUAAUGUCUCUCUUUCAAUAAAUAAUAAUAAUAAUUUGGAUGGGCAAUAAUAUAUGACCAAUCCAACUUCUUUACAUUGAUUUUAAUCGGCAAAUAUAUUUGACUUGUAUGUUACAAGUUUGUGUGUUUGAAUUUUGUUAUCAGA
Neltuma alba is the source of this 1190-nucleotide messenger RNA. Its product is annotated as citrate-binding protein. Lineage: Eukaryota; Viridiplantae; Streptophyta; Magnoliopsida; Fabales; Fabaceae. The transcript is spliced from 2 exons. The record is from RefSeq and is a predicted model, not a curated record. Bases 326 to 1003 code for a protein of 225 amino acids.